GCCCGGCCCGGCCCGGCCCGGCCCGCCCGCGGCUCGGCGUCCUCCGGGGCUGCGGGGAGCAGAGCUGUCACCAGGAGCGCAGCCCGGGUGCCAGCGGGCUCAGCAGCUUAUCCCUGAACAGAACCUGGGGGCAUCUUUUUCCAUAGGAAUUUGGCUUCUCGCUGCCACCCGUUCUGACACGCUCUGUACCCGAGCCUCCUCCUAGCAUACUGUGGCUUUCCUUGUGGGCAGCCCUGGCUCAGUAACGGACACGAAGGGUGUUCUGCUUGACAAUAAAUUGGAGUUCAGCUGCAUCAUGGCAACUGUUGUCACUGAAAAGCUUAGCCGCCUCUUCAUUAAUGUGCGCCAGAUCCCUCAGCUGCUGGCCCCGCUGCCUCCCUCUACCGUGAGCAGUUCAGAGGUGCCAAAGGUCUACUGGAAGCCCUACAUCCACACCGGCUACCGGCCGGUUCACCAGACCUGGCGCUAUUACUUCUCAACGCUCUUUCAGCAGCACAACGAGGCCAUCAACGUCUGGACCCAUCUGGUGGCAGCGUUGAUUCUGCUGCGGCGGUUCCAGCAGCUUUCACAGCGGGUGGAUUUUGGGCAGGACCCUCAUGCCCAGCCCCUCCUCAUUAUCAUUGUGGCAUCCAUCACAUACUUGACGUUCAGCACCCUCGCUCACCUUCUGCAGGCCAAAUCGGAGUUCUGGCACUACAGCUUCUUCUUCAUGGACUAUGUGGGAGUAGCCAUUUAUCAGUAUGGCAGUGCCCUAGUGCACUACUAUUAUGCCAUUGAACCAAGCUGGCAUGAAAAGGUCAAGGUGUUUUACAUGCCAGUGGCUGUCCUGUUAGCGUGGCUGUCCUGCGCGGGUUCUUGUUACGCUAAGUAUCAGUACCACCAGUCUGCUCACUUUCUUAGCAGGCUCUGUCAAGAAAUGCCCUCCGGUCUGGCUUACAUGCUUGACAUCAGCCCUGUGAUUCACCGAAUCUAUACUGCCCAGUCCUCUGAGCACGCUGACCCAGCCGUGUUGUAUCACAAAUGCCAGGUACUGUUUUUCCUCAUUGGUGCCUUUUUCUUCUCGCACCCUUAUCCAGAGAAGUGGUUCCCUGGGAAAUGUCAUUUUUUUGGGCAAGGCCAUCAGAUUUUUCAUGUGUUCCUGGUCCUCUGCACUCUAGCACAGAUCGAGGCAGUGGUGUUAGAUUACGAGUCCAGGCGGCAAAUCUAUUCUAAACUUCAUGGUGACUUAGCUCAUAACUUUUCUGCCCUGUGCCUUUUCACUGUAACCUGCUGUGUUCUCACAGCCACUUAUAUGGCCAGGAAGGUGAAGAGCAAGCUGAGCUUCAAAGAAGAGUAACAGCCCUGUAGGAGAAGCAUGUGAGCUCACCGUGGGCCUGAAUGCUUGAUCUAGAGACAGCUGUGGUGAUGCCAUCAGGUGAAUCUGGUUACAGGCUUCAAGAAGAGAAGUGAAAUGCUUUGUGAACUGCUACUAGUCAGUGCUCUCUACAGGGGUGAAAACACGAACUGCUGUUCAAGCUUUUUAAAAAUUCAGAACUAGUUCCAACUUAAUGAUACACUGAUUUAAUUCAAAUGUCUGAAUAAACAGUUGGAACAAAAUGCUCUUUAUUAAUGAUGCAACCCUAUGUUUUAAUGGCUGUGGACUGCAAAAGUUUAUUGGAUGCUACCAGGUCUCAGCAAAAGGUAAGGAGAUACGAUCUGAUCUUAGACCCACUUAACUGUGGCAGAAUCUAAGCCAUUAAAACAAACAGACCAAACUGGACCUAUAUAAAUCAUAAACA
Messenger RNA from Rhea pennata, 1778 nucleotides. RefSeq names its product progestin and adipoQ receptor family member 7 (gene PAQR7). The transcript is spliced from 3 exons. Gene Ontology annotation, molecular function: steroid binding; nuclear steroid receptor activity. Bases 296 to 1336 code for a protein of 346 amino acids. Lineage: Eukaryota; Metazoa; Chordata; Aves; Rheiformes; Rheidae. Gene Ontology annotation, cellular component: plasma membrane. Gene Ontology annotation, biological process: response to steroid hormone. The record is from RefSeq and is a predicted model, not a curated record.